AUGAUCUGUUUUUUAUUGUAUUUUGCUUCGUCACUUUUAUCAUUUCCUUUCAUUUACUUUUUCUUUUUUCUUUCUUAUAAUCUUUUAUUCUCUUUCUUCUACCUAACUCCAUUCAUUUUCUCUUAUUUUUUUUAUAUUAACUUUCUUAUAAUAUUCUGUUCUUCAUUCUCUUGUUCUAUUCUUCGCCUCCUUCAUUUUCUCUCAUUUACAUAUUCUUUUUUUUUUCUCUCUUAUAAUCUUUCAUUUUGUUUCUUCUACCUAACUCCCUUCAUUUUUUCUUGCUUUUUUUAUAUUAACUUUCUUAUAAUAUUCUGUUUUUCAUUCUGUUUCAUUCUCCCACGUUUUCUUCCAAUUCUGUCAUUCACAUUUUUUUUUAACUUUUUUUCUUUCGAAAUCUUCCAUUUAUCAUUUUUUCCUUAUAUUUUUUCCUUUUCAUUUCCCUUUCUUCUUGCUCUCUUCUUCCGUUUUUCUUUACUCUCAUUUUCAUUCUUUAUUGUUUUCCUUCUACAUUAUUUCCUCUCAUUACUUACAUCUUUCUUUUCUUUUCCUUCCUAUUUUCCUUCGGAUCUAUUAAAAUUAUUCGACUUUGCAUCUUUUUCCUUCAUUUUAUUAUUCCCAUCCUUUCUCUCUUUAUUAUUUGACAUUAUUCCGGCUUUCAUUCUUUUUUUUUCUAUCUUCUUCGUUCUUUCCUUUUCGUCCUUUUUUUUCACAUUUCAAUAUUUCCCCCUUUUUUACCUUAUUUAUUUUUUUCAUCGUAUGCUUAUUCCCCUUUUUUCUUUCUUUUUCUUUUCUUUUUCCCCCUCUAACAUUACUUUAUUCAUAAUUCUUUCAAUCCAUAUUUCUCCUUCGUUUCUCGUUCCUUUCUUCUUUCCCCUUUACUAA
Molecule: messenger RNA, 882 nt
Organism: Acanthosepion pharaonis
Lineage: Eukaryota; Metazoa; Mollusca; Cephalopoda; Sepiida; Sepiidae
Source: the annotation of a GenBank genome assembly